Hippopotamus amphibius kiboko is the source of this 1284-nucleotide messenger RNA. It is a transcript of the gene ATP6V1E1, whose product is annotated as ATPase H+ transporting V1 subunit E1. Gene Ontology annotation, cellular component: proton-transporting two-sector ATPase complex, catalytic domain. Gene Ontology annotation, biological process: proton transmembrane transport. NCBI's taxonomy places the organism in Eukaryota, Metazoa, Chordata, Mammalia, Artiodactyla, Hippopotamidae. Bases 114 to 794 code for a protein of 226 amino acids. The record is from RefSeq and is a predicted model, not a curated record. Gene Ontology annotation, molecular function: proton-transporting ATPase activity, rotational mechanism. The transcript is spliced from 9 exons.
CUCACAAAACAGAGGAGGCCGGAAGCUCUGCAGGCCUCCGGCUCCCGUUCGCUCGUCUCCCGCAGCAGGCUUGAGCUCCGGCCGGUCGCGCGUCGCCUCCCGUCGCUUACGCCAUGGCUCUCAGCGAUGCCGACGUGCAGAAGCAGAUUAAACACAUGAUGGCUUUUAUUGAACAAGAAGCCAAUGAAAAAGCAGAAGAAAUAGAUGCAAAGGCAGAAGAAGAGUUCAACAUUGAGAAAGGUCGUCUUGUGCAAACCCAAAGACUGAAGAUUAUGGAAUACUACGAGAAGAAAGAAAAGCAGAUUGAGCAGCAGAAGAAAAUUCAGAUGUCCAAUUUGAUGAAUCAAGCUAGGCUUAAAGUCCUCAGAGCAAGAGAUGACCUUAUCACAGACCUACUAAAUGAAGCAAAACAGAGACUCAGCAAAGUGGUAAAAGAUACGACCAGGUACCAAGUACUGCUGGAUGGACUGGUCCUCCAGGGUUUGUACCAGUUGUUGGAACCCCGAAUGAUCGUCCGUUGCAGGAAACAGGAUUUCCCUCUGGUGAAGGCUGCAGUGCAAAAAGCAAUCCCCAUGUACAAAAUCGCCACCAGAAAAGAUGCUGAUGUCCAGAUUGAUCAGGAGGCCUACCUGCCUGAGGAAAUAGCCGGCGGGGUUGAGAUCUAUAACGGGGAUCGCAAAAUCAAGGUUUCCAAUACUCUAGAAAGCCGGCUGGACCUCAUAGCCCAGCAGAUGAUGCCCGAAGUGCGCGGAGCCUUGUUUGGUGCAAAUGCCAACAGGAAGUUUUUGGACUAAGCCUGCAGGAGGUGGCGUCCACCUGCUGUGUGAUGUGGACAUUUCUGACAUUUGAAGAAACAAGACGGCCUGUGUCGCUUCCUCUGUGCUGUCCUCCUGUUCUGAAUCUGUCAGUGGAUGCCCUUCUGUAGCUAACGCCCUGGCUGAUGGGUAAUGAUGGGAGAAUCUCACUUAAUAUGAUCAGGAAACUUUCCUCUAGAUUGUCUCAAAGUAACACAACUUCCCACUGUUCUGCAGCAUGAAGGUGAGGGGUCAGGUGGUGGGUGCAUGAGUGUCCCCAAACCUGCUCUCCUAGGGUCCAGCGUCCAGCCUAGAGGGGGCGGGGUGGUGGGCUUUGGGGUCAGGUCUCUGCUCUUUGGGCUUCAAGUGCAUGUGGGGCCUCAUUCCUUCCAGUAGCUUCCCUGUUAACCUCUUGGGCCUAGAAGUGUCUGUAGAUGUGAUUUAAGAUCUAAGUCGUCAAUAUUCUUUAUUUAUUAAAACACAACACAUA